AUGGCCCUUUUGUGCGGGCCGAUCGUGCCCCUUAGCACCGGAGAAGUCACGCCAAGGGCUGAUCUCUCAGCUGCUGAGGGCGAGUUCGUAAGACCCAGCCGGAACCCCGAACCGCGACACGUCGCACCGCGAGCGCUGAAAACGGAUGACGAGGUCAGCGGAGGACGCGCUUGGCUGUCGGUUGCAAAGGCGAAGUUCGCAGUUGUAGUUCUGGUGGGAAUCACAGUGAUGUCCCUGUUUGGGUGCAUGUUUCAGCCGCCGCAUGGAGCCGGCGGAGGCAACAGUAUUCGACUUCCCCCGAGAUGGGAACCUGCCAUGGAAACGACGCUUCCUUUCCGAACGUGGAUGCAAGAUUUGAUGCUGUGGACCAUUGGCACGGACCUGGCACCGCAUCAGCAAGCAGUGGCGACAAUCUCACAGCUUGGAGGUCCUGCGCGCGACUUGGCCAGGACGCUCACGCCAGGGGAGUUGUACAACGGCGGCGUGAUCAACGGUCAAGCUUUGGAUCCUGUCAGCUUUUUGCUGCACGGACUAUCCUCUCGCUUCGCACCUCUUGACGAAGAAAAUCGACUGCGAGCCGCACAAGAUCUGCUUUCCUUUGCAAGGCGCCAGGGCGAGUCGAUCGACGCGUUGAUUAGCCGUUUCGAUAUAACCCGAGAACUUGCUCGACGCGAAGGCGGAGGAGCAGUGGCAAUCGAGACAGCCACACUCAUCUUGCUCAGGGCUUGCGGUGUAUCGAGCGAGCAGUUCCAGUCCUUGACUCAACCAUUUGGGCUAAGGCUUCCAGCCAAUGAUGCGGAGUUUUCCCAGUUGUGCCAUCAUCUUCGUCGAAUGGCGCACAUAGUGGAGCGCCAUCCGAAUAACAUUGCUUCUGGACUGCGACAGACAUCUCAGGCUCACUUCAGUCAGGCCAGUUACCUUGCUGAAGCAGAUACAGGAUCUUCUCAUUCAGCUGAGCAUUGGCAGCAAGGAAGUGGAGGCCUGGAGUACUCUGGCGCCGAUGCGUCAAGGAACAUGGACUGGGCUUUCGCCGCAGCUCUCUGCUCUGAUCGGGACGAGCCGCUUCCAGUAGAAGACCUUCAGGGUAUGACGAAUGGCCAAGUGGAUGAGUACUUGUUUGGUCAGUACCAGCAGGCUAAGCGUAGAUGGAGAAGAUUCACUGGAAAGCCG
Symbiodinium sp. CCMP2592 is the source of this 1170-nucleotide messenger RNA. The record is from the annotation of a GenBank genome assembly. Lineage: Eukaryota; Dinophyceae; Suessiales; Symbiodiniaceae.